GGCAGACGAUGCUGAAGAUGCUCUCCUUUAAGCUGCUGCUUCUGGCCGUGGCUCUGGGCUUCUUUGAAGGAGAUGCUAAGUUUGGGGAAAGAAGUGAAGGGAGCGGAGCGAGGAGGAGAAGGUGCCUAAAUGGGAACCCCCCGAAGCGCCUGAAAAGGAGAGAUAGGCGGAUGAUGUCCCAGCUGGAGCUGCUGAGUGGGGGAGAGAUGCUGUGCGGUGGCUUCUACCCUCGGCUGUCCUGCUGCCUGCGGAGUGACAGCCCAGGGUUGGGGCGCCUGGAUAACAAGAUAUUUUCUGUUACCAACAACACAGAAUGUGGGAAGUUACUGGAGGAAAUCAAAUGCGCACUUUGCUCUCCACAUUCCCAGAGCCUGUUCCACUCACCUGAAAGAGAAGCCUUGGAAAGAGACCUGGCACUUCCCCUGCUCUGCAAAGACUAUUGCAAAGAAUUCUUUUAUACUUGCCGAGGCCAUAUUCCAGGUUUCCUUCAAACUACUGCUGAAGAGUUUUGUUUUUACUAUGCAAGAAAAGAUGGUGGGUUGUGCUUUCCAGAUUUUCCAAGAAAACAAAUCAGAGGACCAGCAUCUAACUACUUGGACCAGAUGGAAGACUAUGACAAAGUGGAAGAGAUCAGCAGAAAGCACAAACACAACUGCUUCUGUAUUCAGGAGGUUGUGAGUGGGCUGCGCCAGCCUGUCGGCGCCCUGCAUAGUGGGGAUGGCUCGCACCGUCUCUUCAUUCUGGAAAAAGAAGGUUACGUGAAGAUACUUACCCCCGAAGGAGAAAUUUUCAAGGAGCCUUAUUUGGACAUUCACAAACUUGUUCAAAGUGGAAUAAAGGGAGGAGAUGAAAGAGGUCUGCUAAGCCUUGCAUUCCAUCCCAAUUACAAGAAAAAUGGAAAGCUGUAUGUGUCUUAUACCACCAACCAAGAACGAUGGGCUAUCGGGCCUCAUGACCACAUUCUUCGAGUUGUGGAAUACACAGUAUCCAGAAAAAAUCCCCAUCAAGUUGAUUUGAGAACAGCCAGAGUAUUUCUUGAAGUCGCAGAACUCCACAGAAAGCAUCUAGGAGGGCAGCUGCUCUUUGGCCCCGACGGCUUUUUAUACGUCAUUCUCGGUGAUGGGAUGAUCACACUGGAUGAUAUGGAAGAAAUGGAUGGUUUAAGUGAUUUCACAGGGUCGGUGCUCCGGCUGGACGUAGACACGGAUAUGUGCAACGUGCCUUAUUCCAUACCGAGGAGCAACCCGCACUUCAACAGCACCAACCAACCCCCAGAAGUGUUUGCACAUGGCCUGCACGAUCCAGGCAGAUGUGCUGUGGAUCGCCAUCCCACUGAUAUAAACAUCAAUUUAACAAUACUUUGUUCAGACUCCAAUGGAAAGAACAGAUCAUCUGCCAGAAUCCUACAGAUAAUAAAGGGGAAAGAUUAUGAAAGUGAGCCAUCACUUUUGGAAUUCAAGCCAUUCAGUAAUGGUCCCUUGGUUGGUGGAUUUGUUUACCGGGGCUGCCAGUCAGAAAGACUGUAUGGAAGCUAUGUGUUUGGAGACCGUAAUGGGAAUUUCUUAACCCUCCAGCAAAGUCCCGUGAGCAAGCAAUGGCAAGAAAAACCACUCUGUCUGGGCAACAGUGGUUCCUGUAGAGGUUACUUUUCAGGUCACAUAUUGGGAUUUGGAGAAGAUGAAUUAGGUGAAGUUUAUAUCCUAUCAAGUAGUAAAAGUAUGACCCAGACUCACAAUGGAAAACUCUACAAAAUCGUAGAUCCCAAAAGACCUCUAAUGCCUGAGGAAUGCAAAGCCACGGUACAACCUGCGCAGACACUGACUUCAGAGUGUUCCCGGCUCUGUCGGAACGGCUACUGUACCCCAACGGGCAAGUGCUGCUGCACCCCAGGAUGGGAAGGGGACUUCUGCAGAAUUGCAAAAUGCGAGCCAGCAUGUCGUCAUGGAGGUGUCUGUGUUAGACCAAACAAGUGCCUCUGUAAAAAAGGAUAUCUUGGUCCUCAGUGUGAACAAGUGGACAGAAACAUCCGCCGAGUGACCAGGGCAGGUAUUCUUGAUCAGAUCAUUGACAUGACAUCUUAUUUGCUGGAUCUAACAAGUUACAUUGUAUAGUUUCUGGGACUGUUUGAAUAUUCCUUUCCAAUGGGCAUUUAUUUUUUAUCCUGUCAUUAAAAAGAAAGACUGUUAUCCCGCUACACACUUCCUGUGAUUUCAUUUUCUUUUAUUAAUUUAAAAAUAAUUUUCCAGAAAUGAGCAGAUCCUGUGUGUGUAUGUUGGCACGUUUGUUCACCUAGGCACAUACACACACACACUCACGACCCCUAUACGCGUGGUUGCAUAACAGAUGGGUUUUAAAAAUAUAUACUUCCUUGUGUGGAGUAAUUUACACAGAAAUUCCAUUGUAAAUUGAUAACGGAAUUUUUAUGUAACCAGAGGAGAUUAUUUGACUUCCCAGGAAUUUUCUGUCUGUAAUAACUAAAAUCAACUUAAUGGAGUUUUGAAACAUGACUGUGCAAUCUGAUGGAUCUAAUUAAAAAAGGCAAUAUUUUUAUAUUAAAGGAUUAUAAUGUGAGAGAAUGUUUCAGAACUCCCUGAUGAAUUUCCAAACGGGAGACUUGAUAUAAAAUUGUAAUCUUCAUUUGUAUUCGUAUAUCCAGUUAUAGAAUGUUACUCACUUACCUUCUCAUUGGCCAAGAAAUCUGGUUACUCUAGUUUAAUCUCAAGAUUGUUUUCAAGUGUUUUAUAAUUAAAUCAUAACAGCAUAUUCUAAAAUCAAUCUUCCUAAAAGGUCUGCUUUUAUUAUAUAUUGUAUCUAACAAUAGGCACUGGGUUUGUGUUACCUAUUUAUAUUUUUUAUUUUAUUUUAUAAUAUAGACAUCACCUAGAUGAAACACCUUUGCCCUGUCCUGUAAAAUACUAAAGUUACAUUUUUCACCAACUUAAUUGGAAAGAAGGGGAGUGAGCAAACAGUCUUUAAUGUGCUGUGGAUCUAAUCUAGCCAUGUAUCCUUGUGCCAACAUGUAAUCCUUAACGACGGAUGAAAAAGCAAGAAAACAGCCAAUCCUUAUAAAAUUCCAGCAUUAAACUUAUGUAAAGCGCUUUUCACCAUAGCAAGACUGUCAGUGUAUAUGUGAUUAGAAUGUUGCACAUUUCCCACUGAACAAAACUCACUGGGGAAGAGCUCACUUGUUCUUAACAAAUCUUGGCUAUGUAAGCUGUCACUUGUACAAAUUUUUUGAAUAAUAAUUCUCUCCAAAUAUGAGUUUUAAUGCAUAUUUUCCUUUAGUACUCGAUGAAAAUCCUCUUUGGUUAAUGUAUGAAUAAUUUUUUGUAAAUGUUCUUGUUCAGGUUUUUAAAGAGAGGCCAUGUUCUAAAUUCAAAGCAGCAAAAGUAUGAUAGACAUUUUUCCUACUGGUUUUCGUGGCCAGCGCUCCACGUUCAGAUCAUAACAAAAUUAUAUGGCCUCUUUGCACUACUGAGAAAACAUCUCUAGUGAUGUGCACACCGGCUCUAAGUUGUCCUGUAAACAUCCGUUCUUCCAGAAUCUAAAUUGUACGCUAGCGUAGAUUAUGCAGCACAGGCUGACUUUCCAAAUCUGCUCCUUACCUAUAGGAAUGUGAGCCUCAAUUAAAAAGAAUAAAAUCGUGUAACUAGUGUUUCUCUAUUGUUUUAAGGUGAGAGAUUUGCAAUUAAAGCACACUGAGCAUUUAUGUAGAAAGGUUGUUUAAGUACACUGCUCUUGUCUUCCAUAUAUGAUUACUUAAGUUUCAAGUGACCUCAUGCCGAAUGGAAAUGGGUUGAGAAAUCUUGGUUCAGUGCUUAGUGAACAAUAGCCUGCAUUAAAAAGUGCAUGCAUAAUUUUGCACAAUUUAGAUUCAAUUGACAGUCUAUUCAAAGAAGUCUCAGGAUUAAAUGAGCAUGGAGACCAAAUUGCCCUCUUACCCCAGAAAAGGGGUGGUCCCUUCUAGUCACACUAACACUUCAUUGGCCCAAGAGUGUGACAAAUCUUGCCCUGAACCUGCAGUAGCCUGCAUCUGGAGGUUAAUAGCAGUCUUUUGUCUCCCUUGCUUUCUCUUCAUAGCCCUUUUACUGAAUUCCAUCACAGAAAGUUUUACAAUUAAAAAAAAAAAAAAAUGUCCUGACAACCAUUUUUGUAAAUGGACCUUACCAUCUAAUCGUCCCUUAUUCAGUGUGGGUGACAUUAACAAAAUGUGAACUUCUGGUAAGGGAGCCAGCUGUCUAAAUCUGUCAAAUCGUGCGGCUUUAUUACACAUUCUCCUGUUCAUAGUUGCACCGAAAACAAUAAGGACACUGCUAUAGAUUGAGCAAAAUCUGAAAAAUCCGAGGUUUCUUCUUACACACUUAAUCUUUCCAGCUCUUCAGAAGAAUCUCUCCAAAAGAAAAGGUGUUAUAUUGUCAUUAAUCCUCCUGUUUUAAAAAUAUCUAUAUAAAACUGACCAGGCGCAGACUUUUUACACAGUCCUUUCCCAAGUGAAAGAGUUUCCGAUGUCUUAGAAAAACAUAUGUACCCCAGGUGUCACUGCCUUUUCUAUUGUGAGUCAUUAGAAUAAAAGACCAAAAUCUUCUAAAAGAGGAGAUAGCGAGAACCAUGGAUAUUAAAUCUGAGCAAAGAAGUGAAGUCAUCGGAGUCAUUUCUUUCUCUUCUUGGCAGAGACGUAAAGAGCAGUGGUUAAUUGACAGCUACAAAUCUGAAACUCUGUGAUCAUUUCAAAAACAAUUUUUUGGCUUUUUUUUUUUCCAAUAAGACUUUAAAACUAUGUGACUGGAGAAUUAUCUUAAAUGCUUUAUGAUAGGCAGGUAGGAAUUGGUUUCAAGCAUGAGUUAGGGAAAAGUGAUUGUUUUAUCUUGUGAAUGGCAACAUCUACUUGGUUCUUAAAGCACACAAUCAGAACGGAGAAAAAUGUCCUUGGCAUGAAUGUAGAUUCAUGUGAGAUGUGAGAUAAAAAUAAAAUAAAGAGAUAGAAAAAUGUAUAUGAUUAUCCCUUUGUCCAUUCUGGAGCUUAAGCUUUGGGUGUUAAUUUAAUGUGAAGUGCUAUUAGGGUAGUUAUAAAGGUUUGGAGAAAAACUCUCUACCACUGCUCUUGUCAGACUCUUGUGCUGGUUCAUAGAACCUUUUUUUCUUGCCAGUUAGUUAAGGUAAUGAGAAGAAAACAAAAUUGGCACAUUAUUAAAUUGAAAAGAAGGGAAGAGUUAAAAAAACAAACAAACAAAACCUUGUGUGUUGAUAAAAAGUUUCAUCCAUACAUUUUCUUCUUAGAAUUGUGGCUAUUGUAAAAUAUUUUAUCACAAAGAUACUCAGAAGUCUUCUCAGACAAUGGACUACUUCAUAAGGAACAGAGAAACCUACACAUUCCAAAAAUAUAACCUAAAUAGAAAACCAUUCUCUUUUUCAUUUCUAUACUUCAGAGAAGAAAUCUCUAUUGAUUUCCUUGAAAAUGAUUACAUACUGAUGUAUUAACAACUUUAAUAUGUUUCUUUUGAUAUUGCUUUUAUCUCUCCAUCAUAAACUGUAUAACAAGCUUACCAAGUGAAAGACACAAGGUUAGAUGCUCUAUCUAGGGUGUUUUAAAGUAUCAUUAACUCAAACUUAAUUAUUACUCUAACAUUCUUAACUUUGAAACAGAAAAGAGAAAUCAAACCCAAAUUUUUAAGUGGAAAAUAAGGUAUACCACAGGCAGAUGUAGUUGGCUGAUCGAUAAAUUACAGUUCUGACAUCUCUAUGGAGUGUACCUAUAGUAUUUUUCUCUACCCCCACCCUUGCCUCACUCUUUCUCUCUCUUCUCCCACCCACUAUGUGUUCUUCUUUUGUUAACCUCUUCUUCCCUCCCAUUUCUAUUGGAUUUGACUGAACAUAUAUGUCCUCAGUGCACCCAUAACGAAGAUGUGCUGUGGCAGGUUGCUAUUGAUUUUCCUGCUUAUGACCUUUUCUUUAUUUUCCUAAAAAAAAUACCCUAUCCCACUGUCACAUUUGCUCAUAUGCUAUAUCAUGAACAGUAGACAAAUAGGAAUAUAAUAGAUUGAUCUAUUACAGUUACGGAGAGAAAUAACCAAACGCCCAAAUGACUACCAGCCUGGAUGCUCCAGUUCACCUUGUUUCCAUCAUUCACAAACGGGAAAACACAAAUAUCCCAGGCAAGAGCUUGAGCUAACAGUAGGAAAAGCUAGUAGCUAUUUCCUAUUCAGGCAUGACCAUCUCUACAGAGUCUGUUUCGCAAAGGAUUAUUCCAGAUCUCUUCUUUGCCCACCUCUGGGAUGAGACUUGAACUGGCAGAGAAAUCAGACCAAAGUCUCAUGCCCCAAAAAUGUACAUAUUUCUGUAUCACCCGUUGAAGUUAGUGUGCCCCUUAUUAUGAAUGCUGGCAAUACUUUCAGGAAGUUCCUCUUUAGAAUAUACUGAAGAAAUGUUUACUAUCUUACAUUCUUUCUCUUCAUCACGCUAACCCAAAUUAGUCACGCCUCCAGUAAUUAAUGAAGUCAAAGAAGGUAGAAACUUAAGAACAGAAGAAUUUCCAUAUUAAAAACACUAAAAACAUGACCACAAGAUCUGCCAAACACUAAUCCUAGCCAACUUCAAGCUUCUUUCUCUUAAAUACCUUCUCAUGAGUUUUGGAAAUUGCUUUAAAAUAGCUGUAAAGGAGAGUAAGCUGUAUUCAAGAGAGCAUGAGGGUUGUCAUGUUGUAUUGUUCUCAAUCAUAGCAGUAGUUUCCAUAGCUGUCAUUAAGAGAUGUGUUCCUUUAUCAAAUCAGCACUUUCUUAAAAUCUUAAAAUCUCCAGUUACAUAUGAGCCCAAGGGACACCCAUCACUUACCUUGCUUUCUUUUGUGAAGGUCAUAUAUAAGCAGGUUGCAAAGAUAAAUAAAUAAUGGAUUGAUCACAUUAACAUAAAGCCUUAGGCCUAAAAUUUGUUACUGCUUUUUUAUUUCCUUACAAGACUACACACUAACUUCCAAAAAAGAAAAAAAAGAUAUCAAUUCGAUGUGAAUUCUAAAGUUACAUGCCAUUAUAUAUCACAAAGUCAGACAUCAAGUUUCAAGUUUUUUUGCAUGUGUCGAUUAUAUAUUACUUAAAAAUCAAAAUACAUGUAUACAUAUACAUGCAAAUUAACAAAUGCUUGGGGAGUUACCUCAAUUGACUAUAAUAUUUUAAGUUAAAAAGCACAUUUUAGCACAUAGGAUUGAAGAAGCAGAACAUUAACAGUGAUGGGAAAUUCAUAAGGGAUAAAUUUAAAAUAAGCUUUUCUUCACGGUUAGAGGCUAAUUGCUAUACAUUUCCUUUUACACUAAAAAACAACUAGCCAAUAGUUUCCAUUCACACAAAUGAUGUGUUGCCAGGUUUGGUGUAGCUUCUGUCUAAUAAGUAUAUUGGAUCUCUCUUUACCUCAUUCUUAAAAUCUGAGACAUGUCUUUUCUAGAAUAAAUGAAGAUUUCAUGUAUAGUAGAACCUAAUAAAAUUAAUACAGUCUUUCCAUAGCACUAUUGAGAAACUGAAUUGACAGUCUUAUGGGAAGUCAAGUAUUUUCCAUCUCUCAUAUUCACAGGACAUUUUUGCACCAAGAACCAUGUAGUAGCAAGGUAAAUGAUAAAAAUGUACUAUGGAAUUUGGGGGGCUUGACUCCCUAGGACAUGUUAAAGAAGACUAUUAAUUUGAAAGAAACCCUUCUAAUUCAAGUGAAAAAAUUACCAAAUUAUUAUCAUCAAUAAGCAUAAAAGAAAUCUGCAAAGAAACUCCUUUGUCUUUCCUGGCUUUACCUGGGAUUAACUUUGUCCAGUUUUAAAGAAUAGUUAACUUUAUCAUUCUUCCAACAUGUUUUAGUUUUCCCAGCUGUUCAUUUUCCUCUGGGUUGUUGACAAAUGGGACAAUUUGUCUGUAACCUUAUUCACAGAAGAUAGCAGAACAAACCCUGUUUGAACUUCUGUUAAGAGGUGAAAAGCUGUAGGAACCAGUAGUGAAAGCAGGUACAUGUUUGAGGGAGCACAGUUAAUACAGGUAUUAGCUGGGAUUUCUAUAAAUGUUCAUCUGAAGAGAAACAACCAAAAUGAUGGACUCAGAUAAUCCUUCUAAAUUUGACUUAAUGUGAUUUAUUUAACCCAGUUAUUAUAACAUGUGGUUUUCUUGGAUCAAUCCUGUAUUAUUCAGCUAUCCUUCCAUUUAUUAAUUCCACAAAUAUUUAUUGAAGUGCCUAGCACGGUUAUGUGCUACAGAAAAGGCAAGGACGUUUACUGUGGGGGAUUGUGAACCCAGUGGGUAUGAUGAACUUGUUCGAAGCAAAAAACAAUAAUCAAACCCAACCAGCUCCAAUUCAGCUCAACUUUAAGAAUCCAGCAAGAAUAGUAAAGAUGGCCUGAAGUACAUCUGUGUGUAUCUGUACGUGUGCACACACCCAUGUAUAUAUAUUUAUCUAUCUGUACAAACACUACAUAUGUAUACACACUAUCUAUGUAAUAUAUAAUAUAUGUAUAAUGCAUAUAAAUUCUAACAAGUGUAUUUGUGUUAUCUUUAAAAUAGAACAUUGUAUCUUGAAGUGGUAAAUGCAGAGAAUUGGUUUUUAUUGUUGAUCUGUGGAUUUAAUGAUUUUUAGGUGAAAAGGAUGUUUAAGUGUACAAUUUCUUUUCUUAAUUUAAUAUAUUUAUGUAAAUGCAUGCCUGAAAAUUGGUUAGAUUGGCUGUGUUUGUGUCCUUUAACAUGAUCAAAUGUAUUAAACUUUAUCUUAAGACCUGA
Molecule: messenger RNA, 8738 nt
Organism: Neogale vison (American mink)
Lineage: Eukaryota; Metazoa; Chordata; Mammalia; Carnivora; Mustelidae
Gene: HHIP
Product: hedgehog interacting protein
Exons: 13
Coding region: 9-2111 (700 amino acids)
Source: RefSeq, a predicted model, not a curated record